AUGCUUACGGCUGGCGAUGCCACCGUCAGGCGUCUCGCCUGGGAAUCACUGACGGGGGUGGUUCAGCGCAGGACCGGCCACGCCCCUGAUUGCGAGACGAUCGCCGCCUUCCUUUCUGGCUCGCAGGAAGGAAGGCUGAGGGGCGGGGGGGAGGAAUCCCUCUGGUCGAGGGCGCGGAAUGCCGCGCGAAGGCUGUCCGGGCGGUUGUCUCUGCGGUGGCGGUGGGUGCCGGAGACCGAGGAGAUGAUCGUCGAGUGCCGAGGACCCAGAGGUGCCGCGGUUAAGAUCCCACCUGGAGCGCGUAACCAGGUGGUGAAUCGGUUGCGCUCAGCUGUAGCCGAGCACUACGCGGAGCGAUUGCUCAAUAAACCCGACCAAGGUAAGGUCUUCGAGGUGUCGUCGCGAAUGCCAGUGAGCAAUCACUUCGUUCGCGGCGGCAGCUUCACCCGCUUCGCCGACUGGCGCUUUAUACAUCGAGCGCGUCUCGAUGUCCUUCCCCUCAACGGCGCGCGGCGUUGGGGGGACGGCGAUAAGCGCUGUCGGCGAUGCGGGGAGGUAUCGGAGACCUUACCACAUGUGCUCGGUCAUUGCGGCGUCCAUGCUGCCGCGAUACAGCUGAGGCACAAUGCCGUAUUGCACCGCCUCUGGAAGGCUUGCCGUCUGCCUGGCGACAAACGGGUCAACCAGCGGAUUGAGGGCAUCGACGGGGAACUUGGCGAGCUACGACCUGAUCUCGUGGUCAGGCACGAGCUCUCCAAGAGUGUCGUCAUAUGCGACGUCACG
This is a messenger RNA of Pogonomyrmex barbatus (red harvester ant), 783 nucleotides long. RefSeq lists its product as uncharacterized. The record is from RefSeq and is a predicted model, not a curated record. Lineage: Eukaryota; Metazoa; Arthropoda; Insecta; Hymenoptera; Formicidae.